CACGACCAUAAACUAACCGGACGCCUUUAACCAAAGAUACUGGCUCACUGCCUCCACUGUAUUUGUUUUCAUUCUGGAGAGCUGACCAAUCGCAGUGCAGACUGGGAGGAGACCAGCCCGCCUUCGCGGUAGACACGCCUCUAUGUUCAAGGAACACCGCUUCAUACAUACACUGUUGUUAGCGACGUAGCCACUACGGUCAAUUUCAUUUUUGACAUUUCCAUUUGCGACCACUUCUCAGAAGUUCACUUUUUUUUGUCACAGGCGGGUUAAUGCACGAGUAGCGACUUAGUGUUUGGGCUCCGUUACGCCGGUGUGUCAAGUUGUUGCUGGUGGCAGUCCUGCGAGCCCCUUUGAGUAUGUGUAUACAAUGAAGAGGCGUGUGGAGGACCAGGAACCAAUAUUUGCACCCCAGCAACAGCAAUCGCGUCGUCCCCCAGUUCAAGGUAUUGCAGAGAGCUUCCAGCACCGGGCCCUCGCCCCGGCCCCGACUGUGAUAGAGGCAGCCGCAGACAACAUGCAGCCAUCCACUGGCAUCCAGUAUUCUCUCCCCCAGGGCUACCAGGUGCCUACAAUGCCUCAGAGCACAAGUGGACACGGACACAGCAAUACUGCACCACAUGUCGGUCCCCACGCACACGGUCUCACAGUGCAGUCGCAGGGCCCUGCAGUGGUCCAAGGUCACGUUCACCCACCCACCCCCAUAACUUCAACUCAAGGACAGCAGCAGUUUCAGCGACUGAAGGUUGAAGAUGCGUUGUCCUAUCUGGAUCAAGUGAAGCUGCAGUUUGGGAAUCAGCCACAAGUUUAUAACGAUUUUCUUGAUAUUAUGAAAGAGUUCAAGUCACAGAGCAUAGACACUCCUGGAGUCAUCAACCGUGUGUCCCAGCUCUUCAAGGGUCACCCAGACCUCAUCAUGGGUUUUAACACUUUCCUGCCCCCUGGAUACAAGAUCGAGGUUCAAACCAACGAUUUAGUCAACGUGACCACGCCGGGCCAGAUCCACUACAUCACCCCUCAUGGUAUUUCUGUUCAGAACAUCCCUGUAAGUGGAGCAUCCAGCCAACCUGCAAGCCAUCACCAGCACCAGAGUCUGCCACAGCCUGGCCCACACACUACCACCACCACCACCACCACCACCACCCCACCCAUCCCCGCCCAACCUGCUCCGAAUAAAACCAGCAAGCCAAUUCAGUCUCCAGCCCAUACACCCACAAGCCAGCCCAAUCCAUCCAUCCCAUCCUAUGCCUCACCGCGCUCACCUUCGGUCCAGUCCCACACUCCAGUGAGCAGCACGCCGUCUGCCGGGCCGCCUCUCCAGAACAACCAGCCCGUGGAGUUCAACCACGCUAUAAACUAUGUCAACAAGAUCAAGAACCGCUUCCAGGGUCAGCCAGACAUCUACAAAGCCUUCUUGGAAAUCUUGCACACAUACCAGAAGGAACAAAGAAAUGCUAAAGAGGCAGGAGGUAACUACACUCCAGCACUGACUGAGCAGGAGGUCUACACUCAGGUGGCAAGGCUCUUCAAGAACCAGGAGGACCUGCUCUCUGAGUUCGGACAGUUCCUGCCCGACGCAAACAGCUCAGUGCUGCUGAGCAAGACGGCACCAGACAGGGCAGAGUCAGUGCGCAAUGAUCACGGCGGGACAGUAAAGAGACCCUUACUGAACAAUAAACAAAGACUGAGCCAGAACGGCCUGCCGAUCAGAAGACCUGCUGGAGUGGGACCCACACCGCCCGUCAAGAAGAAACCCAAAAUAAUGGGGAAGGACCAUGGCAUGACUGAAGCCAGCAAACACAGCACCAGCACUGAAACUAUGUUCUUUGAGAAGGUGAAGAAGGCUCUCCGGAGCUCUGAGGCCUAUGACAACUUUCUGCGCUGUCUGCACAUCUUCAAUCAGGAAGUCAUUUCUCGUGCUGAGCUGGUCCAGUUAGUCAUCCCAUUUCUUGGAAAAUUCCCAGAGCUUUUUACUUGGUUUAAAAACUUCCUGGGCUACCGAGAGUUUAGUCACGGGGAGUCGAGCCAUGCAGAGAGUUUACCCAAGGAGCGUGCAACGGAGGGCAUCGCCAUGGAGAUUGACUACGCUUCCUGCAAGAGGCUUGGAUCCAGCUAUAGAGCACUGCCCAAGAGCUACCAGCAGCCCAAGUGCACAGGAAGGACGCCGCUGUGCAGAGAGGUCCUGAACGACACGUGGGUGUCGUUUCCAUCGUGGUCUGAGGAUUCUACAUUUGUGAGCUCCAAGAAGACUCAGUAUGAGGAGCACAUUUACAGAUGUGAGGAUGAGCGCUUUGAGCUGGAUGUUGUGUUGGAAACCAACCUUGCCACGAUACGAGUCCUGGAGACGGUGCAGCGGAGGCUUUCACGGAUGUCAGCUGAGGAGCAGCUGCGCUUCAAGCUGGACAACACCAUGGGUGGCUCCUCAGAGGUCAUUCACCGCAAAGCUAUCCAGAGGAUAUAUGGAGACAAGGCCCACGACAUCAUUGACGGGCUCAAGAGGAACCCGGCUGUGUCUGUCCCCAUAGUGCUGAAAAGAUUAAAAAUGAAGGAGGAGGAGUGGAGAGAAGCUCAGAGAGGAUUCAACAAAAUCUGGCGGGAGCAGAAUGAAAAGUAUUACCUGAAGUCACUCGACCACCAAGGCAUCAACUUCAAGCAGAAUGACACCAAAGUGCUGCGUUCAAAGACCUUGCUCAAUGAAAUUGAGUUGCUAUAUGAUGAUCGCCAGGAGCGAGCGUCCGAGGAAACUGCCACACCGCCACCCAGCGGCCCGCACAUGACCCUGACCUAUGAUGACAGCCAGAUCCUGGAAGAUGCUGCUGCCCUCAUCAUCCACCAUGUCAAAAGACAGGUGGGCAUCCAGAAAGAAGACAAGUACAAGAUCAAACAGAUCAUCCACCACUUCAUCCCUGACCUGCUGUUUGCACGGCGAGGCGAGCUCUCCGAUGUAGAGGAGGAGGAAGAAGAGGAGGAAGAGGACGUGGAGAUGGAUCAAGACGGCCCCAAGAAGCACAACGGCCUGCCAGGCAGCAGCCCAACGAAGUCCAAGCUCCUCUUCAGCAACACGGCAGCUCAGAAGCUGCGGGGCACAGACGAUGCCUAUAACCUGUUCUUCGUGAACAACUACUGGUAUAUCUUCCUUCGUCUUCACCACAUCCUCUGUUCUCGUUUACUGCGGAUCUACGGGCAAGCGGAGAAGCAGAUAGAGGAGGAUGCUCGUGAGCGAGAGUGGGAAAGAGAAGUUUUGGGGUUCAAAAGGGAGAAAAAUGAAAAUCCAGCAAUCCAACUGAAGAUGAAGGAGCCAAUGGAUGUUGACGUUGAGGACUAUUACUCCGUGUUUCUGGAAAUGGUGCGCAACCUUCUGGAUGGAAACAUGGAGCCGGCUCAGUACGAGGAUUCCCUGAGGGAAAUGUUUACUAUCCACGCCUACAUUGCCUUCACCAUGGACAAACUCAUCCAGAGCAUCGUCCGGCAGCUCCAGCACCUCGUCACUGAUGAUGUAUGUUCACGUGUGACGGACAUGUACCUGAGCGAAAGUGCCAACAAAGCCACGGGAGGCACGUUGUCCACGCAGACAUCCAGGGCCACAGCAGAGGGCGUCUACCAGCGCAAGGCCGAGCAGCUUAUGUCAGAUGAGAACUGCUUCAAGUUGAUGUUCGUGAAGAGCCGAGGAUCUGUCAGUCUGGCCAUGGAGCUGCUGGACACAGAGGAGGAGAACUCUGAUGAGCCAGCAGAGGCAGAGAGGUGGUCAGACUACGUGAGCAGAUACCUGAACUCAGAUUCUGCAUCUCCAGAGCUGCGUGAACAUCUGGCCCAGAAGCCGGUGUUCCUUCCCAGGAAUUUGAGACGGAUAAGGAAGUGCCAGAGAGGAUGGGAGCAGCUGCAACAGGAGAGAAUGACCAAGGCCCCGUUGGAGAAGUCGCAGGACGGAAACAGUGAGCUGAAGAUGGAGUGCAUGUUCAAGCUCAACUCCUACAAGAUGGUCUACGUCUGCAAGUCAGAAGACUACAUGUACAGGCACACGGCACUGACACGGGCUCAUCAGUCCCACCAGCGGGUCAACACACGUCUGCACAGACGCUUCCAGGCCUGGCUGGACACCUGGGCUAAAGAGCACGUGACCAGCGACAUGGCUGCUGAGAGCCACAAGUGGCUGAUGGGAGAUGCACGAGAAGGCCUGUUGUCCUGCACCACCACUUGCAACCCGGAGGUCCUCCAUUAUCUCAACGUAAACAAGUACCGGGUGAAGUACAGAACACUGUAGUCUCUCUGUGGCAGUGAACAAGCUGCCAGCGGUGACUUAUAACACACAACCUGCCGUCACCGGAUCCAGUUGCCAAAAUGUUUUGGGUUGUCGAUCCAGAAUUUAAAUGGGAUGUAAAAUUUUCCACUUUUUUGCAAACGUGUCAGAACUUAUCGGGGAACUUUGUCAUAACUUUUAAAGCUUACGCAGCAAAUGUUGUAAAACCCCCCCCGUCUCAGAGGAGCCAUUAUAAUAUGAAAUGCAGAUUUCUUUUUACCUGAGGUGAAUACAGAGAGAGAAAACACUCCUUACUGCGUCUCAGUUCACAGUUCAAACAAACAAAAACCAAACUAGGUAAGCAUUUCAUAACACAAACUCAGCAACUUCAGAAUGAAAUGAAUUAGAAUUUGAAAGGAAAUAAAAAGAAACAACCUCAGAUUUUCUCUCAAGGUAGCAAGAAUAAGUCUCCGCUACCUCGCUUAAAAUGUAUGUACUCGACUCGGACUCAGCUGUAAAACUUGUAUAGCCUGUGAAUGUUUCCCCUUUCGGUGGUGAAGGUGCUGUAGUGCACUAUAUAUAUUUUAACAUCUCUGGCAACUGCUGGGUACAUGUGCAAUGCCAGCAGUGUGUAUCAAGUGUAAUAAUUUAUGACCGCCCAAACACUUAGUGUAAAUAUGUUGUUUAUAUCUAGAUUUUUUUGUUUUGUUUUUCUUAUCAAAUGUCAUUUAUGUGUAGCGUACGUCAACACUCACAUAGCAUCGAUCUUUAGCUCCAGGUUGCAGAGAAGUUUAUUAAGAAAAUGCUCAAUUUUAACUGUUUUUUACCAAAGGAUGAAAUAUUAGACCUUUUUCUGUUUGUGGUCUGUUGAACGUGAUGUUCCUAAAGUCUUUGUUUAGUAGAAAAACAAGUCCCAUUUUAUACGUGUUUCGAGCCCUUUCUGCGCCUUUCUACCUUCUUCAGUAUCAGUAUCACUCGUGGUUUUAAGAUGAUUGAAUGUAGCUGAGCAGCAAAUUCUCCUUUUUCUUUUCGAAAGUUACAGCGUGUGUCCGUUUCUCAAAGUACUUCGGCCUCAACAGUACUAUCAACUCUUAUUUUUUUCUUGUAUUCAAACUAUCUACCAAAUGAUCCGACUCUGAAUCGCAGGUUUCAGCGGUCUCGUAAUGUAACGCACAUAAAAGAAAAACCGCGUACGUGAGUUGUGUUUAUUUUUUCUAAGCGCAGUGUUGAUGACGAACACUGCCUGAUGUAUAGUAGGUCUAUAUGUGAAUGUCAGCCGUGUGACUUGUGUACAGUUUAAAGAGUAAGAAAACAAGCGAGCAAUAAUUCCUUCGGUCGCAGUCUAUCAAAGCUAUCGGUUUGUAUUUCCCGCUGAAAUACAAAUGUGAAUGUUGUAUUCCCUUUAAAGAGGGAUGUAAACUUAAGGAUUUUUCUUUUCUUUUUUUUUUUUAAAUUGCCUUUUCCUCUCUGCAGUUUGUUUAGUGAAACUGGAAUUGGCCGUGUAGAUAUUGUAGUUUAGGAAAGUCGACACAUGAGCAGCAAACGUUUCAUUAACAUUAACCAUUAAAAGGAAAUCAGACCGAUCAGUAUCAUUUUCUUCAGGAUCCUUCAACGUUCACCUGAGCUCCGUUUUAAGGCGAACAGGUCAGUCACAUAACCAGCUGCAGACAAUCUCGGAACAGUUUAUUACGUGGGUUUUUAUUUUUAUAACUACACUGUGUUUAAUAUGGAAAAACCAUAGGAGGUCCCGGGGAGCUGAUUGUACAUACAGACAUCGUUUGUACCUCGUUCAAUGUGUCUCUUCUCUCGACUUUUACGAUGUUGUACAUGAGUGUUAGUAUGGUGUUUGGCAUUAAACUAUCCUUUGAAUAGACAGAAUCUCUCAACGUUGACCACUUCCUUUUUCUUUUCUGCCAUUGUG
Seriola dumerili (greater amberjack) is the source of this 6158-nucleotide messenger RNA. RefSeq names its product paired amphipathic helix protein Sin3a-like. The coding region runs from base 371 to 4261 and encodes 1296 amino acids. NCBI's taxonomy places the organism in Eukaryota, Metazoa, Chordata, Actinopteri, Carangiformes, Carangidae. Gene Ontology annotation, cellular component: chromatin. Gene Ontology annotation, molecular function: transcription corepressor activity. Gene Ontology annotation, biological process: negative regulation of transcription by RNA polymerase II. The record is from RefSeq and is a predicted model, not a curated record. The transcript has 21 exons.